ACUAUGAAAGUUUUACUACUUUUAAUUGUGGCGGUAAUAGCCACAGCACAAGCUGUAUCUUUUUAUGAAGUUGUUAAAGAAGAAUGGACUUCGUUUAAGUUGGAACAUUCUAAAACAUACAACUCUGAAAUAGAAGAGAAGUUUAGAAUGAAGAUAUACAUGGAUAAUAAACAUAAAAUUGCUAAACAUAACAGUAAUUACGAAAAGAAAAAUGUAUCCUUUAAAUUAAAGAUGAACAAGUAUGGAGACAUGCUUCAUCAUGAAUUUGUCCAAGUAUUAAAUGGUUUUAACAGGUCUGCAAAUGAUGUAAAUCGACCAAAAUUUACCGGAGCCAUGUUUCUUGAACCAGCAAAUGUACAAAUGCCAGAUACUGUAGAUUGGAGGAAUUAUGGGGCUGUUACUCCAGUUAAAGACCAAGGUCACUGUGGUUCGUGUUGGGCAUUCUCAUCAGUAAGUUAUAUUACCGAAGAAUAAUUAUCCUCGUCAUAUAUUAUAUAAUUUAAUUAUGUUAAGUCACAUUAAUUACUGCUGAUAAUAAAUUGAAUGGAACAGUC
Messenger RNA from Megalopta genalis, 554 nucleotides. NCBI's taxonomy places the organism in Eukaryota, Metazoa, Arthropoda, Insecta, Hymenoptera, Halictidae. The record is from RefSeq and is a predicted model, not a curated record.